Impatiens glandulifera is the source of this 1087-nucleotide messenger RNA. Its product is annotated as transcription factor bHLH93-like. Lineage: Eukaryota; Viridiplantae; Streptophyta; Magnoliopsida; Ericales; Balsaminaceae. Gene Ontology annotation, biological process: regulation of DNA-templated transcription. The transcript has 4 exons. The record is from RefSeq and is a predicted model, not a curated record. Gene Ontology annotation, molecular function: sequence-specific DNA binding; DNA-binding transcription factor activity; protein dimerization activity. Bases 28 to 951 code for a protein of 307 amino acids. Gene Ontology annotation, cellular component: nucleus.
UCCAUUUGGCUUGUAAGAGAGAGAGAAAUGGAAUACAACAUGAUCAAUGAAGAAGGACUAAUUAUGGAAGAUUUCUUCAACAAUGGAUGGCCAGAGCUUGAUUGUUUUGAUCAAUACCCAUCUUCCUUUGAAUUAAAUCAUCAACCCUUUCAGAGCUCUUUCUUCACUGACCACCACCAACAACAACAACACUAUAGUCAUAACAACAACCUUAAUCAAUUGUCUAAUUCAGUUCUAGGGGGGAUGGUCCAAGAAGAUAUUGUGCCCGACGGUAAUCAUGUUUUUCUGAGCCAUUUGGAUGAUCAAGAUCAAGAUCAAGUCCCAGAGUAUAAACCAAACAUGUCGAUGAAGGGAAAGAAAUUGAAUGGGCAGCCAUCAAAGAAUCUCAUGGCCGAGAGACGUAGGCGAAAGAGACUCAACAACCGACUCUCCAUGCUUAGAUCCAUAGUCCCAAAAAUCAGUAAGAUGGAUAGGACAUCUAUAUUAGGGGAUACCAUAGAUUACAUGAAGGAACUAGUAGAGAGGAUCAAGAUCUUGCAGCAGGAACAGGAACAAGAACAGGAUGAUGGAUUAUUAUUAGAGUCUAAUAAUCAUUUAUUAAGCAUCUUCAAUAGUAAUAAUGAUGACCACAUGAUGAAGCCCAAUGAAGUUCUCAUUAGAAACUCACCCAAGUUUGAUGUGGAGAGGAAAGAAAAGGGUGAAAGUAGUAGGGUGGAGAUAAUGUGUGGUGCAAAACCAGGGCUUUUACUUUCAACUGUUACAACUCUUGAAGCUUUGGGGCUUGACAUUCAACAUUGUGUCAUUAGCUGUUUUAAUGAUCACUUUUCUAUGAAUGCUUCUUGUCAGGAUAAUAAUUUAGAUGAUCAGAUAAUUAUUACAAGUUCAGAAGAAAUCAAGCAGGCAUUGUCUAGAAAUGCAGGUUAUGGACAUGCUGCUGCUGCUGGGAGUUAAAUUCAUUUGCUUCUAAUUAAUUAAUUAAUUAAUUAUCAAGAAACUGUCCUAUAUAUAUAUAUAUAUAGCUUAGCUAGGGGGGUCAUGCAUGCACUCAACUUUAAUUAUCAUCUGAAUUUGUGUUCUUUUUCAGAUA